Molecule: messenger RNA, 1843 nt
Organism: Salvelinus sp. IW2-2015
Lineage: Eukaryota; Metazoa; Chordata; Actinopteri; Salmoniformes; Salmonidae
Product: neutral amino acid transporter B(0)-like
Biological process (GO): L-aspartate import across plasma membrane
Cellular component (GO): plasma membrane
Molecular function (GO): neutral L-amino acid transmembrane transporter activity; L-aspartate transmembrane transporter activity; symporter activity
Source: RefSeq, a predicted model, not a curated record
GCUGGUUGGGUUAUAAAUUGCGGGCUGAGAAGCACAGCAACUCACCGGAGUCAUUUCGCUACAAUACAAGCUCAUUACUAACUCCAACAGCUACACUAACAGAUCCUAUAGUCAAACAAACGUUGACUAUCAUUUUCUCUCUCCAUAUAAUUAUUUUGUUUAGGUUUUAAGGUACGCACAAUGGCAGAAAAGAUAAACAUGGAGUGGAAGGCAUCCAACGGAGAGGCGCAUCAAGAUGAGCUGGUAGCCAACGGAUUCGGCCACAAGAAGUGUUCCAAAGAGACAACAACGGAGAAAAUCAAGAGGUUAGUCAUGGCCAACUUUCUGGUGAUUCUCACCGUGGCCGGGGUGAUCAUCGGGGUGUUCAUCGGACUUGGCGUGCGCCACAUGGAGCUGAGCAGGACACAGAUCCUCUACGUGGGUUUCCCUGGCGAACUGCUCAUCAGGCUGCUGAAAAUGAUCAUAAUCCCCCUGGUCGUGUGCAGCCUGGUGUCCGGGGCGGCCAGCAUCGACCCCAAAGCCCUGGGUAAGCUAGGCGGCUGGGCCAUGCUCUUCUUUUUGGUCACCACCUUAAUUGCGUCAGCAAUCGGGGUGAUCAUGGCGUUCAUCAUCUCCCCCGGAUCAAACACCGGCUCCAAGCCGAUUUUGUUGGAUGACGGCAAGCUGCCCCCGACCAAAGAAGUGGUGGACUCAUUCUUGGACCUGAUCAGAAACAUCUUCCCCUCCAACUUGGUGUCUGCUGCCUUUCAGUCUUACGCUACCAGCUACACGUUUGUGACCAAGAAUGGCACUAAUGGCUUGCCCAACAUCACAGUUGAGAAGGUUCCCUUUGGCACGGACCAGGACGGUAUGAACAUCCUAGGACUGGUGGUGUUUGCCAUAGUGUUUGGUGUAGCCCUGAGGAAGCUGGGAGAGGAGGGAGAGAUCCUCAUCAAGUUCUUCAACUCCUUCAACGAGGCCACCAUGGUGCUGGUGUCCUGGAUCAUGUGGUAUGCCCCCCUUGGUAUCAUGUUCUUGGUAGCAGGGAAGAUCGUGGAGAUGGAGGAUGUGGGCACGCUGUUUGCCAGCCUGGGCAAGUACAUCGCCUGCUGUAUCGUUGGCCACGCCGUCCACGGCCUGCUGGUCCUGCCGGGCAUCUACUUUAUCAUCACCCGCAAGAACCCCUACACCUUCCUGUGGGGCAUCUUCACCGCUCUGGCCACAAGCUUUGGGACCAGCUCCAGCUCUGCCACUCUGCCCCUGAUGAUGAAGUGCGUGGAGGAGAACAACGGCGUGUCCAAGCACAUCAGUCGUUUCAUCCUGCCCAUCGGGGCCACCGUGAACAUGGACGGUGCAGCGCUCUUCCAGUGUGUGGCGGCCGUCUUCAUCGCUCAGCUCAACAACAUCCCGCUCAACUUCAUCCAAGUCUUCACCAUCCUAGUGACAGCCACGGCGUCCAGUGUGGGAGCAGCAGGGAUCCCCGCUGGGGGCGUGCUGACGCUGGCCAUCAUCCUGGAGGCAGUGGGACUGCCCAACGACAUCUCCCUCAUCCUCGCCGUCGACUGGCUCGUUGACCGUACCUGCACCGUUCUGAACGUGGAGGGCGACGCCUUCGGAGCCGGGCUGCUGCAGUGGUAUGUGGACCGCUCUGCCAAGCCCGAGGAGGAGCUAAACGAGGUAAAGAUGGAGGAUGGCACCCCGCCGUGCCGGAGCACGCGCCCUCAUCGGGGAGAAGGAGAAGCAGGGUGCGGUCGACGAGAAGGCGGCGGCUCGCGGCUCUGCGAAAGAGUCCGUCAUGUAGAUGGUUCACUACCGUGUCAUCGAUGACCCUUCAAUCUAGCCUCUCCAUACGUGACCCCCCCCC